Molecule: messenger RNA, 1731 nt
Organism: Carassius auratus (goldfish)
Lineage: Eukaryota; Metazoa; Chordata; Actinopteri; Cypriniformes; Cyprinidae
Product: cytochrome P450 2U1-like
Exons: 5
Coding region: 107-1696 (529 amino acids)
Biological process (GO): xenobiotic metabolic process
Cellular component (GO): intracellular membrane-bounded organelle; cytoplasm
Molecular function (GO): iron ion binding; oxidoreductase activity, acting on paired donors, with incorporation or reduction of molecular oxygen, reduced flavin or flavoprotein as one donor, and incorporation of one atom of oxygen; heme binding
Source: RefSeq, a predicted model, not a curated record
CCAUGCUGCAGCACCAACAACACAGGAAGAGAUGUGUUUGAUCAGCAGAUAAGAAGUAUUGAUCAGGAAUAGCUAUGCGUCAGUGGAUUUGAGGAGUGCGCGAGUCAUGGACGCUUCCCUGUCUUUGCUGUGGCAGUAUGUGUUCUCGCCCGCAAACAUUGUGGGUUUGAUUGCAUUCGUGCUUGUUUUCUGUGCGCUGCGACAGUAUGCGUGGCAUCAGACAUACGCCAACAUCCCUCCGGGUCCAAAGCCAUGGCCUGUCGUGGGAAACUUCGGCGGUUUCCUUGUGCCUUCGUUUAUUUUAAGACGACUUGCAAAGAAUCGAAAGAUGGCCUCGAACCCGCUGUCACCUCAGGCUGGACUCACGGAGAUGUCCAAACUCUAUGGGAACAUAUUCAGCAUUUUUGUUGGGCCUCAGCUCAUGGUCGUGCUGAUGGGAUAUGACACUGUCCGGGACGCGAUGGUUAACCAUCCGGAGGUCUUCUCUGACAGACCUCAUAUACCUCUCGUAACGAUUAUCACCAAGAGGAAAGGGAUUGUGUUUGCACCGUAUGGCCCCCUGUGGCGCACAAACCGUAAGUUCUGUCACAGCACUCUGCGCAGCUUUGGCUUUGGCAAGUUGAGUCUGGAGCCGUGCAUCCAUGAAGGCCUGACCAUGAUUAAAACAGAACUGCAGAGCCUCAUCGAAAAAGCAGGGCCUUCUGGUAUCGAUCUGACUCCCCUCAUCAGCAACGCUGUCUCCAAUGUCAUCUCCUCCAUGAGUCUGGGUCAGCGUUUCCAUCACCAGGACCAGGAGUUCCGCACCAUGCUGGACCUCAUGUCUCACGGGCUGGAGAUUAGCGUCAACACAUCCAUUUUGCUGGUCAAUGUCUUUCCCUGGUUAUACUACCUGCCCUGCGGUGUUUUCAAAGAGCUGCGGCGCGCAGAGAUCGACAUCACAGCCUUCCUGAAGAAGAUCAUCGCGAGGCACAGGGCCACGCUGGAUCCGGAGAAUCCCAGGGAUUUCAUAGACAUGUAUCUGGUGGAGAUGCUGGCCCAGCAAAAGAGUGAGAAUUCAGAGCAGAGCUUGUUCUCAGAGGACGACCUCUUCUAUAUCAUUGGAGACCUGUUUAUUGCAGGCACUGAUACUACCACAAACAGCUGUUUGUGGAGUAUUCUCUAUAUGUCCUUGUAUCCUGAUGUGCAAGAGAAGGUUCAGCAGGAGAUUGAUGCGGUGGUGGGAUCUGAGAGGGUCCCGUCUCUGACUGAUAAGGGCAGUUUGCCGUACACAGAAGCCACCAUUAUGGAGGUGCUGAGGAUGACUGUAGUGGUCCCUCUGUCUAUACCCCACAUGGCCUCGGAAAACACAGAGUUCCGAGGAUACACUAUUCCUAAAGGAACAGUUAUCAUCCCAAACCUCUGGUCAGUACACAGGGAUCCCACCGUGUGGGAAAAUCCUGAUGACUUCAAUCCAGGCAGAUUUCUGGAUGAACAGGGAAAACUUCUCAGGAAAGAUUGUUUUAUUCCAUUUGGAAUAGGUCGCAGGGUGUGCAUGGGAGAGCAGCUGGCUAAGAUGGAGCUGUUUCUGAUGUUUACCAGCCUGAUGCAGGCCUUCACGUUCAGGCUUCCUGAGGGAAAAUCUGCUCCAUCCAUGCACGGACGCUUCGGUCUGACUCUGGCUCCAUGCCCAUUUACUGUCUGUGUGAACGCACGCUGAACAGCCUUUAAACAAAGGGGCAUACCUCAAACAAU